AAACAUCAACUUAACACAACACAAAAUACUAACACAUGGUGAAAUGUCAAAAAUGCCCGACAAUAUUCAGGCUGCCAUGGAAGAUUUACCGGAAAAUAAUAUCGAUGAUAUAGAGGAUCUCAUAUCAGAAGACGACGUAAAACCACGAGAUCGUUAUAGAAAUAAGAAAAGUGUAUCUGUACGUCCUAAAAAGCGCGGACAAAUUGUUGUUAGUGACUCCAAUGGGGAAUCGGCGGAGCGCCAGUUACCAGAAAGAAAAAUUUACGAGAGUGUCAUACCAGGAACUCAGACGGUUUACGUAAAAACCUGGGGAUGUGCGCACAAUAAUUCUGAUUCUGAGUACAUGGCUGGUCAAUUGGCUGCGUACGGUUACAAUUUAACGAAUCAAAAGGAAAAUGCGGAUCUCUGGUUACUUAACAGUUGUACGGUAAAGAAUCCUUCAGAAGAUACAUUUCGAAAUGAAAUCCAGUCUGGCAUGGCCAACGGAAAGCACGUUGUCGUAGCCGGUUGCGUACCGCAAGGGGCACCCAAAUCGGAUUAUUUACAUGGCCUAUCGGUCAUAGGAGUGCAGCAGAUUGAUCGUGUUGUUGAAGUAGUGGAAGAAACAUUAAAGGGUCAUAGUGUGCGAUUGUUACAAAACAAAAAAGAACAUGGCAAACGUGUUGCCGGUGCACGAUUAGCACUACCAAAGGUGCGGAAAAAUCCUUUAAUUGAAAUAAUACCCAUAAACACUGGUUGCCUUAAUCAAUGCACCUACUGCAAAACUAAACAUGCUCGUGGUGAUCUUGUUAGUUAUCCUCCACAAGAGAUUGUUGAUCGAGCAAUUCAAGCUUUUGCUGAAGGUUGUUGCGAAAUCUGGUUAACAUCGGAGGAUACCGGAGCAUAUGGAAGAGACAUUGGGUCAUCAUUACCUGAACUUUUAUGGCAUUUGGUUGAAGUUAUACCAGAACAUUGUAUGCUGCGUGUGGGUAUGACCAAUCCACCAUAUAUUCUAGAGCACCUGGAGGAAAUCGCAAAAGUUUUGAAUCAUCCAAGGGUCUAUGCAUUUAUGCAUGUUCCAGUGCAAAGUGGAAGCGAUUCAGUUUUAGGAGAAAUGAAACGCGAAUAUUGUCGAAACGAAUUUGAGCACGUAGUAGAUUUCCUGCGUAGUCGUGUCCCUGGAGUAACCAUUGCCACAGACAUAAUUUGUGGUUUCCCAACUGAAACGGAAGAAGAUUUCGAGGAGACAAUGGAAAUGUGCGCCAAAUAUCGUUUUCCUAGUCUCUUUAUAAAUCAAUUCUUUCCACGUCCCGGUACACCUGCAGCCAGGAUGGAACGGAUACCAGCAAAUCUGGUAAAGAAGCGAACCAAACGGUUAACGGAUCUAUUUAACAGCUAUUCACCGUAUGAUGGCCGCAAAGGCGAACAGUACACUGUCUUGGUAACAGAAAUAUCACAUGACAAGCAACAUUAUGUUGGGCAUAAUAAAAGCUAUGAACAAAUAUUGUUGCCUAUGCGAGAAAAUUUACUUGGCACUGCGGUACGAGUACGUAUAACCGAUACUAGUAAAUUCAGUAUGAUGGCCGAAAUAAUAGAUGAUGAAUCCGAAUGGACUCGUUGUGCCGUAAAACAGGAAAGUAAUGGUGAGAUUCAAAAUGGCAAAAUUACUACACAUUUGCAGGGUGAAAAAGAGGAUAUCAUAAAGAAAUACGUUGGAUUUGGGCUGAUAUUCUUGGUCGUAGCUUUAAUUAUACAGAUGUUGUCAAAAUUUUUGUAGAAAUUAAUACAAGAAUAAAGAGUAUUGAUAUUGAGUCAAUAUACAUAAAUUACAUCCAAUUUUAA
This is a messenger RNA of Bactrocera neohumeralis, 1821 nucleotides long. Its product is annotated as threonylcarbamoyladenosine tRNA methylthiotransferase. The coding region runs from base 44 to 1756 and encodes 570 amino acids. The record is from RefSeq and is a predicted model, not a curated record. Lineage: Eukaryota; Metazoa; Arthropoda; Insecta; Diptera; Tephritidae. Gene Ontology annotation, molecular function: 4 iron, 4 sulfur cluster binding; tRNA (N(6)-L-threonylcarbamoyladenosine(37)-C(2))-methylthiotransferase activity. Gene Ontology annotation, biological process: tRNA methylthiolation. The transcript has a single exon. Gene Ontology annotation, cellular component: endoplasmic reticulum.